GUCCCUCACCCUAACCAACCAGCCACUCGUCACAGCGCAGAGCUAAUGGUACAGAGCGUGCUGAGGAGGAGGCGCCUCCUGGUUCCUCCUGAGCCCUCUCCAGCCCCGCUCCUUCCCUCUCCUAGUCCCUCCCUCCCCGCCACCCACUCCCACAAUCUCCCCUCGCUCUCUCUCUCUCUCACUGCGCGCUCUCUGUUACACUCCCGGUCUCGCCGGACUCAUCUUCAUUCGUUCGCAUUUCGCCGGGUGCGCGGAGCUUUGGAUUCCCUCUACCCUAAUCUCGUCCUCUCCCCGGGCUCCGCUCUCCUCUGCUCCCAUCUUAUCCACUCUUCUCCUUUUGAACUCCUCUUCUCUUACUCUCUACUCCCCUCGUCCUCUGUUUCCCACCACUCCUAUCUCCUAUCUCUACUCCACUCUCAUCUCUACUCCACUCCCCUCUCCGUUGCACUCUCCCAUCUCUGCUCCACACUCACCCGACCGCCACCUGACUCGAUCCAUCAUCAUCAGCAGCAGCAGCUCCGUUGUCUGUGGUCGCGCGGGGGCUGUGGGGAGGAGAGGAGGUCCCGCCUGGAGGAUGGGAGCCGUCCGCGUGUGCGCGCUGCUCUCCGCGCUCUUGCUUCUGGGUGCCAGCCACUACCUGUAUCGGCCUCUCCCCGACUCCGUGGCCGAGCCGUACAAGCUGAUGAUGCUGGACGCCGUCUUGCGCACCGCCAAUCACGUGGCCACUCUGGGCGAGCUUCUGGGACUGGUCGACCCGGAGGUGGUCCUGCGCAACGUGGUGCCCCGCGUGCCCGCUCGCUCCGACGCGUGGGUGACGGUGCACGACACCGAGCUGGGCGGCGUACGCGUGCGGGUGUUCGUGUCCUCGCACGCCGCGGGGCUCAAGCGCGGCGUCAUCUACCUGCAUGGCGGAGGAUGGGCGUACGGAACCACGCAGGACGUUGGCAAUGACCACCAGUGCCGCGAAGCGGCACGCCGACUCGACGCGGUCGUCAUCUCCGUGGAAUACCGCCUGGUGCCGGAGCACCGCUUCCCCGUGCCGCUGGAGGACUGCCUGCGCGUCACGCGGCACUUCCUGCGGCACGACACGCUGGCGGCCUUCUCCGUGGACCCUGCGCGCGUCGCCAUCUCGGGGGACAGCGCCGGCGGGAACCUCGCGAUGGCCGUGGCUCUGCAGCUGGCACGGGAGCCGAAGGAGGGCUCGGCGAGCCUCAAGCUGCAGGCGCUCAUCUACCCGACGCUGCAGGCGCUCGACUUCCAGACGCCGUCGUACCGGGACAACGCUCACGUGCCCAUCCUGUACGCACGCACCAUGGUGCGCUUGUGGCUCGAGUACCUGGGCGGGGACGUGGCGCUGACGGACGCUCUGCUGGAGAACGCGCACUCGCGCCACGUGCUGCUCGACCCGAGCGGCCCCGGUGCCUUCGUGGAUUGGCGCUCGCUGCUGCUGUCCCGCCGGCCGCGUGGCACGGGGCCUGCGCCGGGGCCCCCUGAGGGCCCCGCGCGCCCAGACAUCCUGGCCAAGAUCCCGGCGCUGCUGGAUCCCAGGGCCACGCCGCUCUUGGCUGAUGACGAUUGGCUGCGCAUGCUGCCGCUCACGUACGUGGUGACGUGCGAGCACGACGUGCUGCGUGACGACGGCGCCUUGCUGGUGGCGCGUCUGGGCCCGCUGGGGGUCCCCGUGCAGCACCAACACCUGGAGGACGGCUUCCACGGCGUCUUCUCGCUCGUGCAGCAGCCCCUGCUGCACUUCGACAUCGGCGUGCGCACCGUGAACAUGUACAUAGCCUGGCUCGACGAGCACCUCUAGAGCCGCCACCUCGUACCGCUCACCUAUCACCACUCACCUAUCAUCUGCCACCUCUUACCUCUCAUCAGAAAAUAAACUAAAAUAACUUCAUCGGGACUGAGGCUCCCAAAAGGCCAUGCGGGAGGGCAUGUGGCACAGUUUGGCAUCAGCUAUUGUAGAGUGUGGUCAUCUCGCUACGGUUCUCUACGGUGACUCCAUUAGACAACACAAAGGAGAUGGUACAGAUCAGACAACACAGACGACAUGGUACAGAUCAGACAACACAAAGGAGACGGUACAGAUCAGACAACACAAGGGAGAUGGUACAGAUUAGACAACACAGAGGAGAUGGUACAGAUCAGACAACACAGAGGAGAUGGUACAGAUUAGAAAACACAAGGGAGAUGGUACAGAUCAGACAACACAAAGGAGAUGGUACAGAUCAGACAACACAAGGGAGAUGGUAUAGAUUAGACAACACAGAGGAGAUGGUACAGAUCAGACAACACAGAGGAGAUGGUAGAGAUUAGAAAACACAAGGGAGAUGGUACAGAUCAGACAACACAAAGGAGACGGUACAGAUGGGACAACACAAAGGAGAUGGUACAGAUCAGACAACACAGAGGAGAUGGUACAGAUCAGACAACACAGAGGAGAUGGUACAGAUUAGAACACACAAGGGAGAAGGUACAGAUCAGACAACACAGAGGAGAUGGUACAGAUCAGACAACACAAAGGAGAUGGUACAGAUCAGACAACACAAAGGAGAUGGUACAGAUCAGACAACACAAGGGAGAUGGUACAGAUCAGACAACACAAAGGAGAUGGUACAGAUCAGACAACACGGAGGAGAUGGUACAGAUCAGACAACACAAAGGAGAUGGUACAGAUUAGACAACACCAAGGAGAUGGUACAGAUCAGACAACACAGGAGAUGGUACAGAUCAGACAACACAAAGGAGAUGGUACAGAUGAGACAACACAAAGGAGAUGGUACAGAUCAGACAACACAGAGGAGAUGGUACAGAUGAGACAACACAGAGGAGACGGUACAGAUGAGACAACACAAAGGAGAUGGUACAGAUGAGACAACACAAAGGAGAUGGUACAGAUGAGACAACACAAAGGAGAUGGUACAGAUUAGACAACACAAGGGAGAUGGUACAGAUUAGACAACACAGAGGAGAUGGUACAGAUCAGACAACACAAAGGAGAUGGUACAGAUUAGACAACACAAGGGAGAUGGUACAGAUUAGACAACACAAGGGAGAUGGUGCAGAUCAGACAACACAGAGGAGAUGGUACAGAUCAGACAACACAGAGGAGAUGGUACAGAUCAGACAACACAGAGGAGAUGGUACAGAUCAGACAACACAGAGGAGAUGGUACAGAUCAGACAACACAAAGGAGAUGGUACAGAUCAGACAACACAGAGGAGACGGUACAGAUCAGACAAUACAAAGGAGAUGGUACAGAUGAGACAACACAAAGGAGAUGGUACAGAUGAGACAACACAAAGGAGAUGGUACAGAUUAGACAACACAAGGGAGAUGGUACAGAUUAGACAACACAGAGGAGAUGGUACAGAUCAGACAACACAAAGGAGAUGGUACAGAUUAGACAACACAAGGGAGAUGGUACAGAUUAGACAACACAAGGGAGAUCGUACAGAUCAGACAACACAAAGGAGAUGGUACAGAUCAGACAACACAAAGGAGAUGGUACAGAUCAGACAACACAAAGGAGAUGGUACAGAUCAGACAACACAGAGGAGAUGGUACAGAUCAGACAACACAGAGAAGAUGGUACAGAUGAGACAACACAGAGGAGAUGGUACAGAUCAGACAACACAAAGGAAAUGGUACAGAUCAGACAACACAGAGGAGAUGGUACAGAUGAGACAAUACAAGGGAGAUGGUACAGAUGAGACAACACAAGGGAGAUGGUACAGAUGAGACAACACAAGGGAGAUGGUACAGAUGAGACAACACAAAGGAGAUGGUACAGAUUAGACAACACAAGGGAGAUGGGAGUACAAACAAGACAACAAACACAAGACAAGACCCAUUGAGAAAAACGCAAAGAAGACGGUGACCGUACAGAUGAAACGGUGCAAAUCAGACGGUGUGGGACGUUGCAAAUUAGACCGAUAUUAGAGAAUCCUGUUCAUAAGGUGACCUGAAUCGUCCCGCUGGAUCAACGCACAGAGUGGCUGAGUGCCUAUCGUUUGAUGUAAUUUGGUGCAGCUUUUCUGUUUACAACGUUUCCCAGGUAGCAAGACGACCGCGUCAGGGCGCUCUGGGUUAGGUGACCAAGCUAGGCUCUGCGUCAAGUUGAUUGUGUUUGACUGCGUUAAAUGACUAUACUGUAUAAGACUCUUAAGGAUAAAGAAUUACAUCAGGCUGUGGUUUAGAAUACUAUAUAACACUGUUAAGGUGACUGCUUUCGACUCUUGGUUUUAAUAGCUGUGUUCGUCUAUGUUAAAAUGAAUAACUUGGACAACUCGUUUAAAAUGAUUAUUAGAUUCUGGCUUAACAUGGCUGCGUGUUUUCUGGCUAUCGGUUAAAAUAACUCGCGUUAAACACUGGGUUAAGCAGAUCGAUUUAGUCUGCGUUUUUUUAAUGUAUGUGUAUUUGGCUGUAAGGUCUUCUAUUACUGUGUUUAAACUCUGGGUUAGGCAUCUGUGUACGACUGCGUGUUAAGGUGUCUGAGUUAUACUCUGGAGUUAAGUCGAUGGUGUGUUAGAUUUGGGGUUAUUAAUUAAUGCGUCGUAUUGUUGUGGGUUAACACUGGCCACGCGUUAGUCUCUGACUCGUGUUCAUGAAUGAACGCGUUCGCUGGGGUGAUAUCGCGGUCGUUUUGUCCUCCCCCUCACCUCCUGUUGGCCAACCCACAUCCCCCUGUCCCGCACACAUCUCAUCAGCUAAUCACAAUGUUUCCAUUGCAUUCUCUGCCCACAUUCUACAUUUUGGAUGAUCCGAAAAGAUGUUUCGGAUUGUUCUGAAAUAUGUCACAGACUUUGCUGCCUAUAGAGAUGCAAUUUUGAUGAUACUUGACGUCACGUUUGCUUAAAUUGUUAAAAACAUAAAACAAUAUGACAUUCGAAUUCCUAUAUUCGAAUUAUUGCUUUACUGAAUUAAAAUGCAACUGUUCAUAUUUAAAAUUGUCAACAUGGUUACAUUUUGUGCAUACAACUAUAUGUUAUUAAAAUAUGAUACAUUUUCAUCUGAAUAUACGAAGCAAAAGCCAAAGUCAGGCGAAAGAAAAUCCAAUUCUCAAACAAUUUUUUUACAUCAGAAAUUAAUCCCAAAUAUAUGUUUACAGCCUAUCACUAGUAUGUUAUUGCACUUUCCACGUGCUUUUGUUUACCUUGAUACAUUAAUCAGAUAAUCAAUUGCAAUGGAAACAUAGCCUGUGUGCAAUUGCUGAAAAGUGAAAAGUAAAUUAAAGCGAUUGGAUGCAAAAUACAAACAUGAA
Messenger RNA from Petromyzon marinus (sea lamprey), 5266 nucleotides. Its product is annotated as neutral cholesterol ester hydrolase 1-like. NCBI's taxonomy places the organism in Eukaryota, Metazoa, Chordata, Hyperoartia, Petromyzontiformes, Petromyzontidae. The record is from RefSeq and is a predicted model, not a curated record. Gene Ontology annotation, molecular function: carboxylic ester hydrolase activity. Gene Ontology annotation, cellular component: membrane.